ACAGGCUCACUUUACAUUAGGCAGACUAAAACAAAGAUAGACAGACACACACACUCUGCGCAGUCUACACUACACUUUCCGUUGUUGUUGUUGUUGUUGUUGUGUUAUCUCAAUUCAAUGGCGUCCAGUCCCCGCACCGUUGAAGAGAUCUUCAAGGACUACACCGCUCGCAGAGAUGCCAUCCUUCGUGCUUUAACUCAAGAUGUUGAUGAAUUCUAUGGACUCUGUGAUCCAGAUAAGGAGAACCUGUGCCUCUAUGGACAUCCAAAUGAAUCAUGGGAGGUGACUCUGCCAGCAGAGGAGGUUCCACCUGAGCUUCCGGAGCCUGCUCUCGGAAUCAAUUUUGCUAGGGAUGGAAUGAACCGUAGGGACUGGCUUUCUCUGGUUGCCGUGCACAGUGAUUCGUGGUUGCUUUCUGUGGCAUUUUAUCUUGGAGCUCGUCUUAACCGCAAUGAAAGGAAACGGCUAUUUAGCUUGAUCAAUGAUCUUCCCACCGUUUUUGAAGUUGUCACUGAGAGGAAGCCAAUAAAAGACAAGCCCACUGUAGACAGUGGAAGCAAAUCUCGGGGUGGCACCAAGAGAUCAAGUGAUGGGCAAGUUAAAAGCAGCAACCCAAAGUUCGCAGAUGAAGGUUAUGAGGAGGAUGAAGAUGAGCAUAGCGAAACCCUCUGUGGGAGCUGCGGCGGAAAUUACAAUGCGGAUGAAUUCUGGAUUGGAUGUGAUGUGUGUGAGAGGUGGUACCAUGGAAAAUGUGUGAAGAUUACUCCUGCAAAGGCUGAGAGCAUAAAGCAGUACAAAUGCCCAUCAUGCAGCAUGAAGCGGAGCAGGCCCUAGCAACAGGCAACAUGAAUAAUGAAUGCUGUGUCAUAUCUCUUGUAGAAGUUCCUGUCAGGGGUAUAGUAUCUAUUUCUAAUGGGCAAUCUUGGAGAUUAACUUAAUUUCUUCUACAAAAUUCUUAGAGUAUGUUAUAUAAUUUAUGAAUUUGCUUCUUUGAAGUGAGAAAAGCACUUCAGAGGGAAAAAAAAUAUAAAAAUGAUAACAGUUGAUUGAAAAAUUAAUAGAGCACAUUUUAACUUCA
Molecule: messenger RNA, 1078 nt
Organism: Lotus japonicus
Lineage: Eukaryota; Viridiplantae; Streptophyta; Magnoliopsida; Fabales; Fabaceae
Product: PHD finger protein ALFIN-LIKE 2-like
Exons: 6
Coding region: 118-834 (238 amino acids)
Biological process (GO): regulation of DNA-templated transcription
Cellular component (GO): nucleus
Molecular function (GO): histone binding; transcription coregulator activity; transcription cis-regulatory region binding
Source: RefSeq, a predicted model, not a curated record